GACUACUCCAAGGAAAACUCCCACGCCUCAGAAUUUCUCCUGUGCUCACACACGCACAGACACACACAAACUUCCAGAAGGAGACACACAGACAGGAGCCGUCAAGACUUCGGACAAGCUGUCAGAGCUCCGAAAUGGCGCUCCUCAUCCACAUUUGGACGACUCUGGCGGUGCUGUGGUGUCCCGCCUGGACGCAGGCACCCGACUUAUCAGACGGGUGCACGGAAGGAAGCUGCUACCCGGCCACAGGUAACCUACUGAUCGGUCGGGCCCACAAGCUCAACGCCUCGUCCACCUGCGGCCUCGGCGGAGGCGAAACUUUCUGCAUCGUGGGACACUUGGAGGAGGAGACCAACUGCUUUGUGUGCGACUCCAGGCACCCGUACGACAAGGACUUCAACCCGCUGAGCCACACCAUCGAGCACGUGGUCACCACCUUCGGCCCCAACCGCCUCAAGACGUGGUGGCAGUCGCAAAACGGUGCGGAGAAUGUGACCAUCAAGCUGGACCUGGAAGCCGAGUUCCAUUUCACGCAUCUCAUCAUGACUUUUAAGACGUUCCGGCCGGCCGCCAUGGUGAUCGAGCGUUCCAUGGACUUUGGGAAGACGUGGCAGGUGUACCGCUACUUUGCCUACGAUUGCCGGUCGGCGUUCCCCGGCGUGUCCCCGGGGCCCAUGCUCAAGGUGGACGACAUCAUCUGCGACUCGCACUACUCCGACAUCGAACCCUCCACCGAGGGAGAGGUGAUCUUCCGGGUGCUGGACCCCGCCUUUGAGAUUGAGGACCCGUACAGCUUGAGGAUUCAGAACAUGCUGAAGAUCACCAACCUCCGUGUCAACUUCCUGAAGCUGCACACGCUGGGAGACAACCUGCUGGACAAGCGCGAGGAGGUGACACAGAAGUACUACUACGCCGUCUACGACAUGGUGGUCCGGGGAAACUGCUUCUGCUACGGACACGCCUCCGAAUGCGCCCCCAUCGAGGGAGCGCCCACGGGGGCCGAGGGAAUGGUUCACGGGCGUUGCGUGUGCACCCACAACACCGAGGGCCUGAACUGCCAGCGAUGCCGGAACUUCCAUCACGACCUCCCCUGGAGGCCCGCCGAGGGCCGCAACGCGCACGCUUGCAAGAGGUGCGAGUGUAACCGCCACUCGGGUUCCUGCCACUUCGACAUGGCCGUCUACAUGACGACGGGUAACGUCAGCGGUGGAGUGUGCGACGACUGUCAGCACAACACGGUGGGGCGCCAGUGCGAGCAGUGCGCCCCCUUCUUCUAUCAGCACCCCAACCGAGACCUGCGGGACCCCAACGUCUGCGAACCUUGUAACUGUGACCCGGUGGGAUCCCUGGAAGGAGGGCUUUGUGACGCCAGGACCGACGUGGGGGCCGGACUCAUCUCGGGCCAGUGUCGCUGCAAAGCCCACGUUGAGGGGAUCCGCUGCGACCACUGCAGACAUGGACACUACGGACUGGGAAAGGGACCGGACGGAUGCCUGGCCUGUUCCUGCAGCCCCCUGGGAACGCUGCCGGGAAGCGACUCCUGCGACCCCGAUUCAGGAAGGUGCUUCUGCAAGCGACUGGUCACCGGACACGAAUGCGACCAGUGUCGGCCACAACACUGGGGUCUAUCCAAUGACAUGGAUGGAUGUAGACCAUGUGACUGCGACAAGGGAGGGGCCCUCAACAACAACUGCGACCCGGUGUCCGGACAGUGCGAAUGCAGGGAGCACAUGUUCGGCCGGCGCUGCAACCAACUGGAGUCCGGUUACUACUUCAUCGCUUUGGACCACUACACCUACGAAGCCGAAGAGGCCAUACUCGGACCCGGUGUGACGGUGGUCCAUCGACCGUACCCUCUGGAUCGCACCCCCACGUGGACCGGGAUGGGGUUUGCCAACGUACCAGAGGGAGCCUCUUUAGAGUUUAUCAUAGACAACAUCCCGGACUCCAUGGACUACGAUGUUCUCAUCCGCUACGAGCCGCAGCUUCCAGAGCAGUGGGAGCAGGUGGACUUCCGAGUCCAGCGUCCCGUUUUCAACCCUCCCGACUACUCCGCCCACUGCGGCGGUUCCAUCGGCGAUGGCGACGAGCAGUACGUCUCCCUGGCGCCCGGCUCGAGACACGUGUUAUUGCCCACGUCCGUUUGUUUCGAGAAGGGACAGAACUACACCGUCCACCUCAGCCUGCCGCUCUACUCGUCCUACAGCGACACGCAGAACCCCUACACGCUCGUCGAUUCUCUGGUACUGAUGCCUCGUGUCCGGGAGCUGGAAAUAUUCCUGGGCACAGAGGGCGAAGUAGCGUGGGAAACGUUCCAGCGCUACCGUUGCUUGGAAAGCAGCCAGAGCGUGGUCAAGAGCCCAAUGACGGACAUCUGCAACGAAUACAUUUUCAGCGUCUCGGCGUUGCUGCACAAAGGGGCCAUGCCAUGCCAGUGUGACCCGCAAGGUUCCGUCAGCUCCGUGUGCGAACCCCACGGAGGCCAAUGUCAAUGCCGACCCAAAGUGGUCGGGAGGAACUGUGACCACUGCGCCCCUGCCACCUUCCUCUUCAGUCCGUCCGGAUGCAGGCUCUGCGAAUGCGACCCUCGAGGCGCCAUCGGCGCACUUUGCCACCAAUCGACCGGGCAGUGCACGUGCGUUCCCGGGGCCACGGGUCGCCAAUGCGCUCACUGUCUACCGGGAUUUUGGGGCUUCCCUCAUUGCAGACCGUGUCAAUGUAACGGCCACAGCGAAGUCUGCCACCCCGAGACGGGAGAGUGUCAAGGCUGCCGAGACCUAACCGCCGGGCACUACUGCGAGAGAUGUCUGGACGGUUACCACGGUGACCCUGAGCUGGGAUCCGACAGCCACUGUCGACCCUGUUUGUGCCCCGACGGCCCUGGUUCGGCACGUCAGUUUGCCGACAGCUGCUACGUAGAAGCCGAUACAAACGCGCUGGUGUGCGUGUGCAGCUCCGGCUACAAAGGUGCCAGGUGCGACGAGUGUGCCCCAGGUCACUUCGGUAACCCGCUGCUGCCCGGCGGGCGUUGCUUGGCGUGCCAGUGCAACGGUAACAUUAACACGCAAGACCCCGGCUCCUGCGACAUCCGCACGGGCUCGUGUCUUAAGUGUCUGUACCACACGGACGGCUACGCCUGCCAGCACUGCAAAACCGGCUACUACGGCAAUGCCGCCGCUCAAAGCUGCAGAAAGUGCAUGUGCCAGCCGACGGGCACGGCGCCGCACGCAUGUUCCUCGCCGGAUGAGUGCCAGUGCGACCAACACAGUGGGCAAUGCGCCUGCCUGCCCAACGUGGUGGGCCAGAACUGCGAGCGCUGCGCGGAGGACACGUGGAACAUGGCGAGCGGGACGGGCUGCCAGGCCUGCGAUUGCGACCCGCUCCAUUCAUUUGGCUCUUCUUGUGAUGAGGUGACGGGAUGGUGCUCGUGUAAACCCGGUUUUGGUGGCAGGACGUGUCGGGAAUGCAGGGAGCUCUUCUGGGGGGAUCCGGAAGUGAAAUGUCACGCCUGCGACUGCGACAUCCGCGGGAUUUCCAGCCAGCAGUGUGACCGCGUGACCGGACACUGCACAUGCGUGGAGAGCGUGGCGGGCCCUCGUUGUGACAAAUGCGCCAGGGGUUACCAAGGAGAGUUCCCGGACUGCCAGCCUUGUCAUCAAUGCUUUGCCACCUGGGACGGGGUGGUCGAGGAGCUGAGCAACCAAACGCGGCGACUGGAGGCGAAGGUGACCGAGCUUCAGACCAGCGGCGUAACAGCGCCGUAUAAAGACUUAGUGAGCAGCCUGGAAAGCAACAUCAAGGCAAUCAAGGAGAUUGUGGAGACCAACCCUGCGGCAAUGAAGCUGGAAGAGAUCCAGGACCUGAUGCACCAGAUUACUGGGGUCAUGUCCUACGUGGACGGGAAGCUCAACACAUCAGAGGAGACCUUAAAUGUCCUCCAAAGUGACGCCAACGUCACUGACACCAACUUGGAUGAGCUGACGGAGCGGGCAAACGGGUUGGAGCGCCGUGUCCAGGAGCUCAGGCAGCAGGUGUAUGAUGCCAAGAAUGCAAACUUCCAGGGUGCCAUGGACACCAUCUUAGAGGCAAAGGAGGAGUCGCUGAGAGCGGAAAUCCGAGUCAAUGCCUCCAGCAGCGAUCGCGGGAGCUCCGUGGAGCAGUCGGCGGCGCUUCGGAAAGUGACCGAGGAGAAGCUGAGUGGAAGUCACAAGGACUUUGAUCGCAAGCACCAGCGAAACACUCAGAAGCUGGACAAGCUCAAGAGCGAUCUGGAGAAACUGGAUCUGGCAUCUCUCAGCGAGAAGAUGUGCGGCGGUGCGGCCGAAGGCGACGAGUGCGCCGGAUCUCCUUGCGGCGGCUUGGGCUGCGAGGAUGGCGGCUCCCGGUGUGGCGGCCAAGGAUGCGGAGGCCUCGUCGUCACCUCCGGAAAUGCUCUCAAGUCAGCCAAGGAGCUGGACGAAGAAAUCCUGGCAGCCAUGCGAGAGGUGAACAAGCUCUCCAGGAUGGUGUGGGAGGCGAGCAAUCGAGCGAGGGAGGCCAAAGUCAACGCUCAGCAGGUGCUGAUCAAAUCCAACCAGAGCAAGGAGCGAGUGGAGCAGAGCAACGAGCAACUGCGCGGCCUCAUUAAAGACAUACGAGACCUUCUCACCAACGACAAGGCCAACGCAUCCGUCAUCGAGGCGGUCGCCAACGAGGUCUUAGCCCUGGAGAUGCCCACGUCCAGCGCGAAGCUGCAGGAGCUGACCAGGGAAAUCAAGGAGAAGGUCAACGCUUUGACCAACGUGGAGAGCAUCCUCAGCCAGAGUGCAAAUGACAUGAAAGCUGCAGAGAAGCUCUUGAAGCAGGCCGAGGCCGCCAACAAGGACGCGUCAGACCUGAAGGAGCGCUCAGAAACAGUGAAGAUGGCGCUGGAUGAGACUGAGCGUGCUCAGAACCUUGCCCUGGGUGCUAUCCAACUGGCCCGGAACAACACAGAGGGAACUCUGGACCUUCUACUUUCUGCGGAUACGGAGACGGCCGCGUCAGAGCAGCGUCUGAGCAAUACCACGGGGCGGCUGCUGCAGCUGGAGCUAGAGGUGGGCUUCCUACGGCAGAACGAGCUGGAGGUCAACAGCGUGGCGGAGACCGCCGAUCACAUCAGCCAACGUGCCGCGAAGGCGGCCGACGAGGCCCAGCAGGAGUUUGACGCAGAGGUGAAGGACAAAUUGGAGCAGGUGGAGGACCUACUGGAGGACAAAGGGGAGUCGGUGCUGCAGGCGAGGAGACGAGCGGACGAGCUGCAGCAGGAGGCCAGGGAACUGCUGGCUCAGAGCAGCAUCAAGCUGAAGACACUACAAGAGCUGGAGAGUUCCUACGCGGACAACCAACAAAUCCUCGAGGCAAAAGCCACAGAGUUGGCCGAGCUGGAGGAGGCCGCCCGCCGCAUCCUGGACGACAUCAGCCGCAAGGUGAUGCUGUUCAGCACCUGCCUGUGAGAGGAGCCAGCGGGAGUCGACAUCCCGUCCAUCGUGAGAAGGAAACCACUAGACGCCAAACGGACCUCAUUUGAGCAUCCACCACUUACACAACGUUAGGGAGAUUGGACUUUGGGGUGACAUUUCAAACACUUGCUGUUCGUUCAAGAACAAGUCCUGAAACACUGAACAUUCAAAUGAAGGUCAAGUUUUUUUUAAAUCUAUUUUAGCUCAAAGCACAAUUUUGUGAGUAAAUAGAGCAACAAGUACAAUAUUAGAUUACUGACCAAAUAUUUUUGAAGUCUCUUAGAAUAACUUUGUGGAAUCCUACUUAACCAAAAACAUUUAUUUUCUGUUCCAAGCAAAAUAAAAAGUAUACAUUUUUGCUCCUAAUCACAUUGUUGUCAUGAAAAUGUUGGGGUUGGCUUCCUCUUUAAAAUCAACUAUUGGGGAUGUUUUUAAAAUCAACUUUGAGCCACAACCA
Molecule: messenger RNA, 5937 nt
Organism: Syngnathus acus (greater pipefish)
Lineage: Eukaryota; Metazoa; Chordata; Actinopteri; Syngnathiformes; Syngnathidae
Product: laminin subunit beta-1-like
Exons: 33
Coding region: 135-5474 (1779 amino acids)
Biological process (GO): cell migration; substrate adhesion-dependent cell spreading; basement membrane assembly
Cellular component (GO): laminin trimer
Molecular function (GO): integrin binding; extracellular matrix structural constituent
Source: RefSeq, a predicted model, not a curated record